Molecule: messenger RNA, 1881 nt
Organism: Acanthosepion pharaonis
Lineage: Eukaryota; Metazoa; Mollusca; Cephalopoda; Sepiida; Sepiidae
Source: the annotation of a GenBank genome assembly
AUGGGAGAAACCUGUGUUGAACCCAAUCCUUGCGGACUGAAACCAUGUGACAAUGGAGCUGAGUGCUUUAACAAAGGAAAAAAGUUCUUUUGCAAGUGUAAACCUGGCUUCAAGGGUCAACUCUGCACUGAACCAAAUCCGUGCGGACUCGAGCCCUGCAAGAAUGGCGCUAAGUGUUUUGAUGAUGAAAAGACCUUCAGAUGUGUCUGCCCAGCUGGUUUCAGGGGAAGAACUUGCAUUGAGCCGAACCGAUGUGCUUUGCAACCUUGCAAAAAUGGCGCCGAAUGUUUCAAUGAUGGCGAGAAAUUUAAAUGCGUAUGUACAGCUGGCUUCAUGGGAUUGACUUGUGUAGAACCCAAUCCAUGUGGACUGAAACCAUGCAAGAAUGGUGCCAAAUGCACAAAUGACGGAACAGAGUUUAUCUGCACAUGCACACCUGGAUUUAUGGGAAAAACCUGCAUUGAAGCAAAUCCGUGCGGACUCAAGCCCUGCAAAAAUGGUGCUAAAUGCUUCAAUGAUGGUGAGAAAUACAAAUGCGUGUGUACAGCUGGUUUCAUGGGACCAAACUGUGUUGAACCUAAUCCUUGUGGACUGAAACCAUGCAAAAAUGGUGCUGAAUGUAUUAAUGAUGGAGAAAAAUUCUUCUGUAAAUUCAAUCCUUGUGGACUUGAACCCUGCAUGAAUGGUGCCAAGUGCUUCAAUGAUAAUGAUUCAUUCAGAUGUGUGUGUACAGCUGGAUUUAUGGGAAGAACUUGUAUUGAACCAAAUCCAUGUGGACUUUUGCCAUGUAAAAAUGGGGCUAAAUGUAAAAAUCAUGGGGAGGAAUUCAAAUGUGUCUGCACUGCUGGUUUCAUGGGACCAAUAUGCGUUGAACCAAACCCAUGUGGAUUGAAGCCUUGUAAAAAUGGAGCUGAAUGCUUUAACAGAGAUGAUAAAUUCUUCUGUAAAUGCAAACCAGGAUUCAAAGGAAAAAUCUGUUCUGAAAUCAACCCUUGUGGGCUUGAACCUUGCAAGAAUGGUGCCAAUUGCUUCAAUGAUGAAGAUACAUUUAGAUGUGUAUGUACAGCUGGAUUCAUGGGAAGAACUUGUGUUGAACCGAACCCAUGUGGACUUGAACCCUGCAAAAAUGGAGCUUAUUGUUUUAAUGAUGAAAACAAAUUCAGAUGUGUGUGUACAGCAGGCUUCAUGGGAUUAACGUGUAUUGAACCAAAUCCUUGUGGACUGAAGCCAUGCAAAAAUGGAGCUGAGUGUUUCAACAGAGAAAAAGAAUUCUUCUGCAAAUGUAAAGCUGGCUUUAAGGGUCAUACCUGUUCUGAGGUGAAUGCUUGUGGUCUGAAGCCAUGCAAGAAUCAUGCGCUCUGCACAGACAAAGACAAUGGUUAUGUUUGUACAUGUAAAGUGGGCUUCAAAGGAGUUGACUGUCAACUUGGAAAUCCAUGUGGAUUGAAGCCUUGCAAGAAUGGUGCCAAAUGUUUUGUUGAUAAAGAUACAUUUAGAUGUGUAUGCACUGCUGGAUUUAUGGGAAGAACUUGUGUUGAACCCAACCCCUGUGGACUUGACCCCUGCAAGAAUGGAGCUAAAUGCUUUAAUGAAGGAGAAAGGUUCAGAUGCGUGUGUACAGCUGGGUUCAUGGGAUUAACAUGUGUUGAACCCAAUCCUUGUGGACUGAAACCUUGCAAGAAUGGAGCUGAGUGUCUAAAUGAUGGUAAAGAGUUUAUCUGCAAAUGUAAACCUGGAUUUAUGGGAAAAACUUGCAUUGAAAUCAAUGCCUGUGGACUUCACCCAUGCAAGAAUGAUGCAAAAUGCUUCAAUGAUAAAGACACGUUUAGAUGCAUUUGUACAGCAGGAUUUAUGGGAAGAACCUGUGUCAAACGUAAGUGA